Haplochromis burtoni (Burton's mouthbrooder) is the source of this 1156-nucleotide messenger RNA. RefSeq names its product trypsin. Gene Ontology annotation, molecular function: serine-type endopeptidase activity. NCBI's taxonomy places the organism in Eukaryota, Metazoa, Chordata, Actinopteri, Cichliformes, Cichlidae. Gene Ontology annotation, biological process: proteolysis. Bases 353 to 1156 code for a protein of 267 amino acids. The transcript is spliced from 5 exons. The record is from RefSeq and is a predicted model, not a curated record.
CGCCCUGAUACAGUAUAGAUGAACCUGCUCACCACAGUGUUGCCAUAGUAACAAUGUAAGGCCUUUCGACAAGUCAGGAGGGUCAGAAGGAAGAGUUGUGAUAGGAGAUACGUUUUGAAUGUGAACUUUGUUGCUCUCUCGCCUCUUUUUCCUCCUCAAUCAAUGCUACAGUGUUGGUUCGCGCUGCUGCACGAUCAACAAUGAAAUUAAAAACUCCUCAAGGAAACUCGAGGAUAAAGGUUGGUGGGGCUGACACCCACUGUUUCCUGUGAGGAAUGAAUGACCAGGAGCAGAGGACACUGCAGUGGUUCAGCAGCUGGUAUGGUGCAACAGCUCAAAAACCUCUUCUGCUAUGACGAGCCUGCUUAUGUGUUUAUGUUGUGUGCUGUUGGAGCUUAUGGCAGUCCACAGCCGUGUGCUCAUGCAGAGCCGUAUAGUAGGUGGUCACACCGCUGCACCAAAUUCCAUCAGAUACCUCGUGUCACUGAAGAGCACCAGCGGCCAACACUUUUGUGGUGGAUCACUAGUUCACAGGUACUGGGUCCUGACUGCAGCGCACUGCAACAUCGGGGCAGAGCAAAUGAUGAUAGUGGCAGGCGACUACAAGGUAAACAUCUUUGAGGGUACUGAGCAGUACGCUAAGCCCCGCAUCUUGGUCAUCCAUCCCCUGUACAACAGGAGCACCAACAACGCAGACAUCAUGCUCAUUAAGCUGCGGGCUCCCAUGGUUCUGAACAAAUACGUGUCGCUGGCGCCUCUUCCCAGGCAGGGGACAGGUGUAGCUGAAGGCCACGUGUGUCGGGUGUCUGGGUGGGGCUACAAUAGUCUGGAAGGAGGCCAGGUGCCUGUCACACUCAGGACAGUCACAGUGCCCAUUGUCUCAACUACAAGGUGUAACAGCAGCGACUCCUUUAAUGGAAACAUCACAGCAAACAUGAUCUGCGCUGGCUACAGCACUGGAGGCAAAGAUGCAUGCAAGGGCGACUCCGGUGGACCGCUGGUGUGUGACAGACGGAUCUAUGGAGUUGUAUCCUGGGGCAAUGGUUGUGGUGAUGCUAAGUUUCCUGGAGUCUACACGGCCGUGUCCAGAUUCCGCCGGUGGAUAGAUCAAACCAUCUACGGGUCAUACCUGCGUUGCUUCAAACCGUGGAGAUAA